GGUAGGUUAGGUACCUAGAAGCCUGAAUUAUAUUGGGUAGGUACAUGCCUUAUAAAAUAAUGUCUCCAUUUACUCAUAUUCGUCUCGAAGCUUCAAGGUUUAUAUGUUUAUAUAAAUUAAUCGACUUAGGUACUUCUUAAUGCUUGAGUUGUUAGGAAGGCGCUAUUAAUCUAUAUUAAAGACUCGUCAUUGUUCAGAACUGGCAAGAACUACUCGAAUUUCAAAAUUAAAAAUAUAUAUACCUAGAUAUCUCGGUCCCGUCUUCAAGUCUUUGACUCUCGACUACUACUACUACUACCACCACUACCACCACCAUAGUAGCAACCACAACCGCUUGAACGACACACAAUGGACCCUUCUAAUUGUCACCGUUCGAGCUACAAGCGCUACCCGUAUCUUACCAAGGCGGAGUUUUCUGAAGUAUGCCACUAUCUGGACAGGAGAUAUCGCCGCGCUACACUAGGCCCCUUGCGCAAAGAAUGGCGCCUUCAUGUUCACACGGCGUUAGAGUUGUCCUUUGAGCAUGGUUCAGGGCCUACUACUUUCCUACAGGUCACACGACCUCUGGACAACAGAACGGCUGCCGACGAUGAGCUCGCGGCUAAGAUGGGUGGCGUGUCUUUGGGCGAGGAUCAAGAUAUGCAACUGGAUGGCGACGAAAUGAUGGUCAAGAUGGAAGAUUCGGAUAAGGAAGUCGUUUCUAAACGACCAUCUCGGGCACACUUCCAAGAGGGUCACGUCAUUUAUGAGAUUCAUUUCCACCCGACGUAUAGCUCACCCUGUCUCUGGUUCGCUCUACAUGGUCUACCAGCUGGGGAGUCACCCCUCGAUAUCGAAACUGUCUUCCGUCACUUAGUCCCUGAACAGUUCAAAGAUUCUCUCCAAACAGUUGGCCCCAUAGGGGCCAUCUCAAUCGAUCACCACCCUAUUACCGGACUCCCUUCGUUCUUCGUUCACCCAUGUGCCAUCGGAGACGCCAUGGCUGGGUUUGACUGCGCAAAGCAAGACUAUCUCAUGGUAUGGCUUGGUUUAGUGGGAGGGUGUGUUGGACUUUGGGUCCCUCAACAGAUGGCCGCUGUCAAUGCUGGCUAAGGCUCCCGGUACCCAUAUAAUAAGGGAACGAGCCAUACCCUAUGGCCUGACAACCCAUGAA
Molecule: messenger RNA, 1153 nt
Organism: Daldinia vernicosa
Lineage: Eukaryota; Fungi; Ascomycota; Sordariomycetes; Xylariales; Hypoxylaceae
Exons: 3
Coding region: 349-1092 (247 amino acids)
Biological process (GO): protein modification by small protein conjugation; protein lipidation; macroautophagy
Cellular component (GO): intracellular anatomical structure
Molecular function (GO): Atg12 transferase activity
Source: RefSeq, a predicted model, not a curated record